GUCUCCGUUUUCAGUUUUCCCUGCUCGUAGAGCCAGGUCUGCUGGUACAGAGGUGAUGCUGCAGCACAAGCAGAGGCUCCGGCGGUGAUGAUGAGUGCGAACAGGACGUCAAGGGAAACAGACGUUUUUUCUAUUCCUGUGUGUGUGGCACUCAGUUUUGGAGGAAGUCCAGAAACUGAGGAAAUGGACGGCAUAUGUUUGGCGAUUCGCAUUUAAUUUUCACUCGUAUCAACGACAAAUAAUGGAAUAUAUGUUUCCGAGUCGGUGUUACAAGAGAAGAGACGUGCAGCGACAUAUCUACACAACGGACCCGACGCUAGCUUGCUAGCUUACUCUUUGAUGUUUGUUCUUUGGAUGUAUAACGUUACUGUUGUGGUCAAAGCGUCACAUUUAACGAUGUUUAGAUAAGAUUAAUUUGAGAUUUAGACUACAUUUACGUAAAAGCUUGACUGUCGACUUCACCAGGUUAUAUUUAGCAUAUUGCUACAUUAGUUAGCACUCUUUGGAUAGCCAUUACAUUAGCCAAAAUUAGUUAACGCUAAGCUAAUUAACAUAACGUUAGCUCAGAGGACACUUCAUGCACAAAGUUAGCAAUAAGUUUCACAGUCACUAAACGGACCAGCUCGGCUUAUUGCUAAGUCGCAAUACAUUUUAAUUGAAUUGCACAAUAAUGCAAAUAUUUGUUCCACGUAUGAGCAAAUGUGUAAAUACAUUAACAGCACAGUUUCUAUAUGAAGAGCCCACAGCUCCAACAGUAUGUCAGCACUUGCAAAAUGUAUAAUUUGCUGCGACACAAAGUAACGUUCGUACAUCAUCUUUACUUGAUGUGGGAUUGAACAUCUGCUGUCUCAGCAUGGGGCAUUGAGGGAAAAGCAGUAUGUGACAUUUAGGGCAAGUUUCUGUCUGUAGGAUCAGGAUUUUUUCCACGAAGACAAGAGUAUUUUGGUGUAAAAUGUUUUCUGCUGGGGCAGGAUUGUGAGCAGUUUACAGAUGCUCAUUUGCUAGUCAUUUUUUCCAGGACGGACUCGUCAAGAGUAUCUCAUAAAACUGCCAAAUAUGCGUCUUUCCUCCUUUUUGGCCGUGUUCAGGCCCGCUUUACCCCUGAUCCUCGGGCUGUCUCUGGGGUGCAGUCUCAGUCUUCUGAUGGUGUCCUGGACUCAGGGGGACACGGAUGACUCCUGUAGAGAUGAACUGGGCAACGGGAGACUUUUCUUGGGCAGAGGAGAUGCUCAGAGAGACCCCAGAGACGGAGCAGGGAAUGAAGACUUCCAGCCACGUAUCGUGCCCUAUCACAAAGACCCAAACAAGCCGCACAAGAAAGUCCUCAGAACUCGAUAUAUCCACACUGAACUGGGUAUCAGGGAGCGGCUGCUGGUCGGCGUCCUGACCUCUCGGGCCACCCUCAACACGCUUGCCGUGGCUGUGAACCGCACAGUUGCCCAUCACUUCCACCGCACCUUUUUCUUCACAGGCCUGCGCAGCCCCAAGGUGCCUCACGGCAUGACUGUGGUUGCACAUGGUGACGACCGGCCAGUGUGGCUGAUGUACGAGACCAUACGUCAUCUCCAUCAGCACUACGGCUCAGACUAUGACUGGUUCUUCUUGGCUCAGGAUGAUACUUACAUGCAGGCCGAUCGUUUGUCAGAGCUGGUGGGCCACCUGAGUGCAGGUCAGGACCUGUAUAUGGGCAGGGCGGAGGAGUUCAUUGGUGGGGAGGAGAAGGCUCGCUACUGCCACGGGGGAUACGGCUACUUAUUGUCUCGCAGUCUGCUGGCCCGACUGCAACCUCACCUUGACACUUGCCGUAAUGACAUCCUCAGUGUGAGACCUGAUGAGUGGCUGGGCCGCUGCAUUAUUGACUACCUUGGACUCAGUUGUGUAGAGGUACACCAGGAGAUGACAUACCGGUACUUUGAGCUUGGGAAAAACGCUGACCCUGAACGUGAGGAUAGUGCACAGUUUAAAAAUGCCUUCACUGUCCAUCCUGUAUCAGAACCAAACCUCAUGUACCGUCUUCACAAGCGCUUCAGUCAGAUUGAGCUGGAAUGGACUUAUUUACAGAUUCAACAGCUGCAGAUGCAGAUCAACAACCUGAGUGACCUGACACCUGAGGGGAAGGCUGGAGUCACAUGGCCCGUCGGACUAAACCCCCCCUUCAAACCGAGGACCCGUUUUGAGGUUAUAAACUGGGAGUAUUUCACAGAAGAGCACAUUUACUCAUGUAUUGACAGUUCGCCAAAGUGCGAGAUGCGAGGGGCCGACCGUGCUGAUGUAAGCGCUGUUCUGGAGAUUGCUGUGGAGCGUCUGAAUGAGCGCUACCAGCCGCAGCUUCGCUUCCGUAAGCGACGUCUUCUUAAUGGCUACCGCCGUUUUGAUCCUACCCGUGGUAUGGAAUAUGUGCUAGACCUGGCGCUGGAGGCGUACACACAGAAAGGCCACAGCCAAGUGAUUGUCAAAAGGGUCAACCUGCUGCGGCCUCUCAGCGCAGUUGAGAUUAUCCCCAUGCCGUAUGUGACAGAGGCAACACGUGUGCAGGUCAUCCUACCCGUCACUGCCCAAGAUCAGGACUACGUCAGUAACUUCCUCGACAUGUAUGUGAUGAACACUUUGGACACCCAUGACAAUGUGUUACUCACAUUUUUGUUCAUCUAUGAUCCUUUUGAUGCACAACGAGUCAGCCAGACUGAUGUGUUUGCUGGCAUCAAGGCCAUGAUUGGGGAGGUGGAGAAACGGUACGGUGAUGUAAAGAUACCCUGGAUCAGUGUGAAGACGGAGGUACCCUCACAGGUGAAGCUGAUGGACAUAAUCUCCAAAAAGCAUCCAGUGGACACGCUGUUUUUCUUAGCCAGUGUGUGGACAGAAGUUAACGCAGACUUCCUGAAUCGCUGUAGAAUGAACGCUAUCAGCAACUGGCAAGUUUUCUUCCCCAUCCACUUCCAGGAGUACAGCCCUGCUGUCAUCUACCGAGACCAGCAGCCCUCUGCCGCCUCCUCCUCUUUUGCCUCCGAGUCCCUGCGAGAUGGCCACUUUGAUCGCCAUGUCUUUGACGAGGCUUGCUUUUACAACGCAGACUACAUGACCGCUCGCACCAAGAUGGCUGCCGACAUCUUGGACAACGAGGAGUUGCUGGAAAGCAUGGACGUGUACGACAUAUUUGUCCGAUACUCAGGCCUGCAUGUAUUCCGAGCAGUGGAGCCGGCGCUGAUCCAGAAAUAUGUGCGACGAUCCUGCAACCCACGUUUUAGUGAGGACAUCUACCACCGCUGUGUGCUGAGCAACCUGGAGGGACUGGGGUCACGGUCUCAUUUAGCCAUGGCUCUGUUUGAGCAAGAGCAGGCUAACAGCACCUAGACGGGUUAUGUGGUACCUCAAACCUCAGACUAGUUGUCUGAACUGAACAAUGUGAAUCGUUAGAUGAUAUCCUGACCCACAUACUGAAAUCCAUGCCCUUGUACAAGGCAGAAAAUGGUCACAUUGUCCUGGGUAAGGGUGAUCAAAUGUGUAGUGAUGCAGAAUUUGUAACCUUCAGUUGGAAACGUCUGCUCACUGUUUACGAGUACUGUCAUGUCUAGACAAAUAAGUCAUGAGUCAUACUGUUGUCUCCUCAUACAGACGUUCACAGAUUACUGAGCAGCUUUUACGUCCCUACUAUUGAUGGGACACGAGCUGAGAAACAAUAUUUAUAAGCCAAUUAAACAAAAUAAGACGACGUGUCUUGACAUAAUAAAAAAUGCCUUCAUUGUUUAAUGCUAAUGUUUGUAAUUCACUGAGGAAAAAACUGGAAGUCUUCCUUAAUGAAGAUGUUUAAGGAUUCGCUCAGAAUCUGUAGGCUGCCUUGUCUUUUAAGAUGUCCUUCAUGUAUUAAAGAGUGAUAUUUCUGCUCAGA
Molecule: messenger RNA, 3886 nt
Organism: Sphaeramia orbicularis (orbiculate cardinalfish)
Lineage: Eukaryota; Metazoa; Chordata; Actinopteri; Kurtiformes; Apogonidae
Gene: chpf2
Product: chondroitin polymerizing factor 2
Exons: 4
Coding region: 1057-3351 (764 amino acids)
Cellular component (GO): Golgi cisterna membrane
Molecular function (GO): glucuronosyl-N-acetylgalactosaminyl-proteoglycan 4-beta-N-acetylgalactosaminyltransferase activity
Source: RefSeq, a predicted model, not a curated record